Messenger RNA from Sciurus carolinensis (gray squirrel), 3791 nucleotides. RefSeq names its product potassium channel regulator (gene Kcnrg). Gene Ontology annotation, molecular function: protein binding. Gene Ontology annotation, biological process: negative regulation of delayed rectifier potassium channel activity; protein homooligomerization. Gene Ontology annotation, cellular component: endoplasmic reticulum. Bases 153 to 959 code for a protein of 268 amino acids. NCBI's taxonomy places the organism in Eukaryota, Metazoa, Chordata, Mammalia, Rodentia, Sciuridae. The transcript has 2 exons. The record is from RefSeq and is a predicted model, not a curated record.
CCAGGAAUCGAGGUUUCUGGGCUUUGUUUUUCUUCCUACCUCUCGUUUCUUAAUCAUAUGUAACUAAUAACAUUUAGGGUAUAGGUUGAUUUACAAGUUCUUUAAAGCCUGUGGCUGACAGCCUGUAGCCUCCAGUUUGAAGCUAGAGCAGAAUGAGUAGUCAGGAACUGGUCACUUUGAAUGUGGGAGGGAAGAUAUUCACAACAAGGCUUUCUACUAUAAAGCAGUUUCCUGCCUCUCGGUUGGCACGAAUGUUAGAUGGCAGAGAUCAAGAAUUUAGGAUGGUUGGUGGCCAGAUUUUUGUGGACAGAGAUGGUGUUUUAUUUAGUUUCAUCUUAGAUUUUUUGAGAACUCACCAACUUUUAUUACCUACUGACUUUUCCGACUAUCUUAGGCUUCGGAGAGAGGCUCUAUUCUAUGAACUUGAGUCUCUGGUUGAUCUCUUGAACCAACACGUACUACAGCCAAGACCUGCUUUCCUCGAGGUGCAUUUCCUAAAUAGAAACACUCGAGCUUUUUUCAGAGUGUUUGGCUCUUGCAGCAAAACAAUUGAGAUGCUAACUGGGAGAAUUACUGUGUUUAUUGAGCAGCCUGCAGUACCCACGUGGAGUAGUAACUCUUUCCCUCCUCGGAUGACCUUACUUCCACUGCCUCCACAAAGACCUUCUUACCAUGACCUGGUUUUCUACUGUGGCUCAGACAGCAAUACUGAUAAUCAAAUUGGUGUCAGGUAUGUUUCUAUAAAACCCGAUAACCGAAAAUUGGCCAAUGGAACAAAUGUCCUCGGCUUACUGAUUGACACUUUGUUAAAGGAAGGCUUUCAUCUGGUCAGCACAAGAACAGUAUCCUCAGAAGACAAAAGUGAAUGCUAUAGCUUUGAAAGAAUAAAAACCCCUGAAGUCCUCACCAUGAAUAAAACACCAGAAUUGGAGGCAGAGCAGUCUCAGAAAAAUAAAUGAAGUUCCAAAUCUUGUUUGGAAAUCCCAUAGCUAGGGCAUGUCUGUAGGUCAAAUCUAUAUUCAGCCUAACUUUAUUUCUAUCACUUUAUCAUCUAUCACUUUAUUUCUGGGUGACUAGGCCCAGCAUUGCUUGAACCACACUGAAUUGCCUCCUGCUCUAAAAAAUACCAUGACCUUGGUGCUUUGGUGUAUGUUCCUUCUACCUUCCAUGACUCUUCCUUUCUUCAUGAAUACUUUUACAUAGUUUUUAAAAAUGGGCCAUGGUGUUAGAUUGCUUAUUUCUAAUCCCAGCUCAGUCAUUUAUGAACUGUGUGACUUAGGCAAGCCAUUUCAACCACUCUCUGUUUCAACUUUAUCUGUUAACUAAGUAUAAUAAAGAUGUCUCCCUCAUAGGAUACAUGGGAGUUAAAGGAGAUAAAGUACUCAAUAAUGUUGUCUGGACAUGAUAGGCACUUGGUAACUGAUAGUGAUGAGGAUGAUGAUGAGGUCCUGUUUUCUUUUCCUAGACAUAUUAAUUAACCACUCUUCCUUUAUUUUUGGUGGUGCUGGGGAUCAAACCUGGGGUCUCACAUAUGCCAAGUAUGUAUUCUAGAACUGACCUAUACCCCCAGCAACCCUUCAGUAUAGAUUUGAUGCCAUCAUGAAAACAACUAUUCCUUACUUGGCCGUGAGCUCCUUGAUCUACUUUAACAGUUUUUAUACUACUCUCUGUAAAGGACUGCUAAUAACACUCGGUGAGAGCACUAAUACCUUUGUUACUAAAGGUACUAAAAAGUUAGUGAAAACCUUUGGAAUAAUCUCUACCAACAUUUAAAAUAUACAUAUUUUGACUUAGUAGUUUCUCUUAUAGGUAUUAUGUAUGUCAUUUUAAAUACUAGGAUAAAUACCUAGAAGAGGAAUCACUAAAUCAAAGUGCACCAAGUGCUUUGCACAUAGUAAAGGUGUUGAGCGGAAGUGUUAAACUGGGCAAGGUGGCGCAUGCUUGUUAUCCCAGUGACUCAGGAGGCUGAGGCAAGGAGGAUUGCAAAUUUUAGGCUAGACUCAGCAAUUUAGUGAGGUCCUAAGCAACUUAGCAGGACCCUUUCUUAAAUUUAAAAAAAUAAAUAAAUAAAGAGGGCUGAAGAUGUAGCUAAGUGGUAAAGACGCCCUGGAUUCAGACCCCAAUACCAAAUAAAAAAAAAUAUGUUAAUUAAGCCUGGUGUGGUGGUACACAACUGUAAUCCCAGGGACUCAGGAGCCUAAGGCAGAAGGAUGGAGAGUUCAACCAGCCUCAGCAAUUUACCUGAUGCCCUAAGACAAUUAGCAAGAGCUUGUCUCAAAAAAGGCAGAUGUAGCUCAGUGGUAGAGCUUUUGCAAGGCCCUGGGUGAGUUUGAUCCCAGUACUGUAAAAAAAGAGACAAAAAUCCUUAUUCUCAAGGAGCUUACAUUUAAGUAAGAAAGCACAUUAUACUAACAGCAAAAGAUUAAAAAUAAGCUCAAAGUUCAUCAAUAUGGAACAGGUAACUUAUGAUUCAUACAAUGAAAUAUGUAGUUAUUAAAAAGAAUGAAAUAGCAGUUUAUAAGCUGAUAAGGAAGGAAUGUCAAAAUGUUACUAGUGGGGGCAAAAGCAAGGUGCAAAACAAUGCAUGAACUAGGAAAAAAAGUGCAGUUUCCAUUUAUGGAAAAUACACUUAAAAAAAUAAAUGCAUGAAAUUUUUAGCAAAGAUAAAGGUUGCCUUUGGAGAGGAAAAUGGUUGAGUGGGGUUUAGGUGUGGGAGGAAGACUGAAUUUUUACCAGACCACAUAGAGAUAUACAUAUAUUUAAGAAGAAUGGUGGGGAGGGAAGAAACUAUACCUGAUAGAUAGUAUGUGUAUCAGGGAUUGAGGGGGACUGAUAUCAGUAUAGUAUGAUCCAUUUUCUCUCAUACUGACAAAUUUUGCUCAAACCCUUCUUGUGAAACAUUUCCACUUAGUAAAGAAGUUGACAUUUCUAAGUGGUUACUUAUAGAUUUCUGUGUUCUAGGUUGUAGGAAAAAUAUUUUAAAAACUUUUCUGAGAGAACCUCAGAAGUUUAAGUAGAAGUCAGGUGUGUUGGUGUAUGCUUAUAAUCCCAGUGACUCAAGAGGCUGAGGCAGGACGAUUGCAAGGUUAAGGCCAACAUGGGCAACUUAGAGACUGUCUCAAAAGGAAAAGUAAAAAGGGCUGGGGGAUAUAGCUAGUGGUGGGAUGUGCACUCUUGAGAUCAAUCUGGAGUACCAAUCAAGAAGAAAAAAAGAUUAUAUACAGUGAAAAAGUAUAGAAUACUUUAAUAUUAGUAAUUUUAAGGAAAACAACUGAAAAUAAUGGUCCAUAUAAGAAGAUAUUACCUUAGAAUAUGUUUUUAUUCUUUUUUUUCUUCUCUUUUUCUUUCUUUUUUGUAGCCCUUUUGUUUUCUGCAGAAGUCAAACUAAUUGUUUUGAGAGUGAUGUGUUUGGUCUAGUUCCUUUACUAGUGUUAUAUACUAGGGCACGGUAUUUCUAUUUUGAUAUAUUUUUUUUCCAUGCAUGUGAUUUAACUAGUUGGGUAUAAUUGACAUAGUUGUACAUAUAACACUGUUCAGUUCUGUAUAGUGCUUUGCUGAUAAGACCAUUAACUGACAAGUAGUUAAAAAAUACGGAAGCAAACAAUAUUCUAACUAUAAUUUGGCAAGGAAUAGACAGGAAAUGUUUAAGAAGCCUUUAAUGUAUUCUUAGUCAUUUGCAGGAAACAAUUUUGAGAUUAGAAAUAAAAUGUUGUUUUUAAUGAGCUAAUAGAAAUAUAUUAUCUAUGGAAUCAUACAUAACAUUCAUUCAUUAAAUAAAUGUUUAUUGACAU